Molecule: messenger RNA, 2889 nt
Organism: Triticum aestivum (bread wheat)
Lineage: Eukaryota; Viridiplantae; Streptophyta; Magnoliopsida; Poales; Poaceae
Product: probable protein phosphatase 2C 42
Exons: 15
Coding region: 502-1386 (294 amino acids)
Source: RefSeq, a predicted model, not a curated record
CCCACUCACUUCUGUACUACUACUUCACUCACGCCACUCCCUCUUAACUGCUCGCAGUCUUCGCACGGUCAGACGGCGACUACUCGUCGUUAGACGCCGGCGCGACCACCGUCAAUCUUCAUCCUCCAUGGCGCCGCGGCGGCGCACGCCUUCUGCCCCCCACUUAGUUCUUUCAGAUCCUCCCCCGCGGUCCCGGUGCCCACGGAGUCGCUGGGCGCUGCGACCGAUUGCCUGCCGCAGCCGCUUGGCCGGCCGACCACCCCGGUCGCGAGCAUCGGCAGCGCGCCUCGGAACCGUCGCUGCCCACGGAUGGCCGGCGGUCUCGGAGCUGAUGGGUAACCGCCGCCGCGCGGCGAGCGCCUGCCUGCGCUGGGAUGCCACCAGGGUUUGCCGUACGGAACUGGCGUGGCCCGCCGCUGAGCGACAGUCCACGACCGGGCUGGCCGGCCGGCCGCUUCCCCGUCGGAGCUUUCUUGAUAUUUAGGUCUUUCCAAGGCGAAAAUGAUUGAGCAUGGGGUGGCAUACAGUGAUGGGCAUGACCCAGACAGGAAAUCAUUUUACAUUACCAUACCCAAUCUCGAUGUCCAGACUCCCACAUCGUUUUUCGCAGUGUACAAUGGCAGUGAAGCUUCUGGGAAAUUUUGCACAACAAAUAUUCACCAGGAGCUCCACAAACAUCAAGAGUUUGACACUAACUUGCGUCAGGCUUUGGAAGACACCUUGUACAGGAUUGACAGGCAAAUGAAAAUUACCUCAGCUGUGUAUGGCUGUGAGCACAUUGAUGAUCCUUCGGUUUAUAAGCAUUCAGGCUCUCUUCCGGUUAAGGAAAUCCCAUUCUGUGGAGGCAUUAGUGCAUCGAUAGCUCUGAUUAGAGGCGCAGAUAGCAUAAUUGCUACCAUUGGAUCCGCUCUAUGUUUCAUUUCAAAAGAUGGGAAGCCCAACCGUCUAGGCACUGGAAGCAACCGUGAAGAUAAUGUGAAGAAGAAUUGUGAUUCUGCUGACAAAUUUCCUCAUAUUCUCAUGGAAUCUAUGAAAGAUGCUGAUUUUGUGAUGAUGGCUUCUGGUUCUUUGAUGGAUCUAAUGCCAGUCCAACAACUUACUGAUUUUGUGACUGAGAGAAUAAACCUGAGGGUGAAUAUGGAUACAGUUUGCAAUGAUCUUCUUCACCACUGUGCAUCUGAAAUGGCUGACAAAGUGUCAAGCGACACAUGUGUUUUGAUACUUCGUUCGAAAGACCGAGAGGGAGAUGCUAAGGAAAAGACUGAUGGUGAUGCCGCUGUGCCCACAGAAAAGGAACAGGAUGACACUGAAGAAGGCUCAGAACUGGAAAUCGGAAAGUCCUAUUCAUGCUCCAAAAGCAGAUUUAUGCACGCGUUCGGGCCUUGAGAGCUGAAGUUGCUGAGAUUACAGGGAUAUCAUCCGCCACAGCUCCAACAGACACUGAAAACAAGAUCAAGCUUAAGAUUUGCUCAAUCAGAGCUCUUCUUUGACUGGGAGGUGAAAUGGCUGACAUCAUGAGGAGGUUAGAUCUGUGUCCCUUGAGAGAAGGAACCGUUCUCCGAUCACCUAUCCAUGGAUUCUCCAUCAACGACGCUGAUAUCUCUAGCGGUGCUGAUGACACAUCGAUUUUCAAAUUCAAUGAAUGCUUGCUGGUUGCUACAAGCUUGAUAGCUGAGACAUCCUGUGACAUCAAUGAAGACUUCAAUGAAGCAUUGUACCUGAGCUGUCGACAGAAGAUUGGUUCAACUGAGAUGAUAUUUGCUCUAUUGACUACGAAAAAGAACUUAUCUGAAGAAACUCAAGGGUGGAAAGAAAAGAUCCGUCAGCCCCUCCUGGACCUCCAGAAGCAAAUUUAUGCACGCGUUCGGGCCUUGAGAGCUGAAGUUGCCGAGAUUGCAGGGAUAUCAUCCGCCGCAGCUCCAACAGACACUGAAAACAAGAUCAAGCUUAAGAUUUGCUCAAUCAGAGCUCUUCGACUGGGAGGUGAAAUGGCUGACAUCAUGAGGAGGUUAGAUCUGUGUCCCCUGAGAGAAGGAACCGUUCUCCGAUCACCUAUCCAUGGAUUCUCCAUCGACGACGCUGAUAUCUCUAGCGGUGCUGAUGACACAUCGAUUUUCAAAUUCAAUGAAUGCUUGCUGGUUGCUACAAGCUUGAUAGCUGAGACAUCCUGUGACAUCAAUGAAGACUUCAAUGAAGCAUUGUACCUGAGCUGUCGACAGAAGAUUGGUUCAACUGAAAUGAUAUUUGCUCUGUUGACUACGAAAAAGAACUUAUCUGAAGAAACUCAAGGGUGGAAAGAAAAGAUCCGUCAGCCCCUCCUGGACCUCCAGAAGCAAAUUUAUGCACGCGUUCGGGCCUUGAGAGCUGAAGUUGCUGAGAUUGCACGGAUAUCAUCCGCCGCAGCUCCAACAGACACUGAAAACAAGAUCAAGCUUAAGAUUUGCUCAAUCAGAUCUCUUCUUCGACUGGGAGGUGAAAUGGCUGACAUCAUGAGGAGGUUAGAUCUGUGUCCCCUGAGAGAAGGAACCGUUCUCCGAUCACCUAUCCAUGGAUUCUCCAUUGAUGAUGUUUGAGCCGGACUGCAGAAACCAAGGGAAUGAGAACUUGGUCGCAGCGCGAGCACAUGAUUUCUUGAACAGAAUGAAAGGUUGUACAGCGACUGUUUGUAGGAUCGGAGGAGCCUUGGUGCUACCGCUGAUGAGAAGAUGCUGAAAAGUGGAUGAGUUGUAGUUCUUAGAUAUGAGUAAGAAUAGGUGUGGCUGACCCGUGUAUAAGGAGACUGAUGUUUCCCUGUUUUUGUUCCUUGGGGAGUCUGUUUAGCUCGGCAAGCUUGUUUUGCUGCGGCCUGCGGGCAUGUUGUUUUGGGCUUAUAGUUUUUCCUUCCAAGAA